This is a messenger RNA of Colletotrichum paranaense, 990 nucleotides long. RefSeq lists its product as uncharacterized. NCBI's taxonomy places the organism in Eukaryota, Fungi, Ascomycota, Sordariomycetes, Glomerellales, Glomerellaceae. Gene Ontology annotation, cellular component: membrane. Bases 1 to 990 code for a protein of 329 amino acids. The transcript is spliced from 3 exons. The record is from RefSeq and is a predicted model, not a curated record.
AUGACCCUGAGAAGCAACCGCAAAAGUCCAGCAAAAAGCGCACGAUCCAGGGAUCCACCCCGGUGCGGUGAUGCCCCUCAGGAACCCAAGCCCCACCUCAGAUCCCCCGGCUGCCUCCGCCUCGGCCGCAUGUUCUUCCGCAGCAGCCAAUCAUUUGGCCGUCUUACCUCGGGCCUAACCAGCACCAUUACGCAAGUCCCCCACGCCUCACCAGUCAUCCCAGCUCCGCCACCCUUACGACCCGUUACCCCGCGGGACCGAAACCUUGAGAGGCGAGAGGCGCAAACGUCACCUUAUUUGCACCCAUUCAGCCACCCACCUGUAACUUCUGCGCAAGAACAUCUUCUUGCAAAAGCGUCGACUUUGGACUACUACAAGCAUCAUCACCGCAGAGACCCUCAAGUCUCUUUCCAAUCACCACUACACCUUACACACGUUACAAUCCCAGCAUCACACCUCGCCGAAAUGUGUUCCGCAGACAUCUUCCUCGGCCUCCUGGCCCUCCUCUUCCCGCCUCUCCCAGUCUGGGUAAAGCGCGGCAUUUGCGGCGCAGACUCAAUAAUCAACAUCCUCCUCUGCCUCCUAGGCUACAUCCCAGGCCUCAUCCACGCCUGGUACAUCAUCGCCAAAUUCCCCGAGCCAGACUACGAAUACGAGUCCGUCCCGCAACAGGACCGCGAGGGCGGCCGCGUCACCUACGUCUUUGUCCACGGCAACGGUCCCAACGGAAACGGUCCUCAUACCCAGCAGCCGCGCCAGCAGCCCCGCCCCUCGCAGCACGGCGGCAAGGGUAACGGCGCCGUCGGAUACGGUACCACGAACAAUAGCAGCAACAACAACAACAAUGCUGGCGGUUCGUCGAGACAGCAGCAGCAGCAGUUCUCUGCGCAGCAGCAGGGUGGCGCUGGAGAGGGAAGCAGCGAUGGCGCUGUGCCGCCUAGCUAUGCUGAGGUCGUGGCUGGCGACAAUAAGAUUCAGACUCGGGAUUAG